AUGUUUGUACUUAAAAGAAGCUUUCAUUCCUCUAAAGCAGUUUUGAAUGUUGCAAAUGUUAAGGUAACACUGUUUUCUAAGCAACAAUGCGGCUUGUGCGAUACUGCAAAAUCAGUUAUGGAUCAAGUGGUUCAGCAGCCAAAAUACCGAAGUUGCAAAUAUGAGAUUGUGGACAUAAUGGAUCCGGAUAAUAAAGAAUGGUAUGAUAAAUACUGUUUUGACGUCCCUGUCCUGCAUGUUCAAAACGCGGAGAAAGAAACAUUAAAUGUAGAAAAGCUAUUCCAUAGGUUUGACGAAAAGAAGGUUCAAGAUUUAAUAGAGAAAUUUACGUAG
Messenger RNA from Kluyveromyces marxianus DMKU3-1042, 333 nucleotides. RefSeq names its product Mgp12p (gene MGP12). Bases 1 to 333 code for a protein of 110 amino acids. NCBI's taxonomy places the organism in Eukaryota, Fungi, Ascomycota, Saccharomycetes, Saccharomycetales, Saccharomycetaceae. The transcript has a single exon. The record is from RefSeq and is a predicted model, not a curated record.